AUGCUUAAAAACUUUAUUACCCGACUUGCCUUCUUUUCUAUGCUUUUGGGGACUUUUGCCCAAGAAGUUCCAGGAAACCUUUACUGUGUAGCUAUGGAACGUAACAAUGCACAUUGCCAAGCCGCUGGCCUUUGGGAAACGAUCGAUAAAGCUGCAAUGGAAAUUCAACAGCCUCAUUACAACACUAUUUGGACUGUCGAUACUAAAGGAAUUGAACAUUUGUUCAGAAAACAUUCAGUGGACUCGAAUAAGUGGAGCAAUACAGGUUUUAUCAAAAGUGAGAAAAUCACAAAGGUGGAGACUCGCCAUAAAGACGGCACUGUUACACGAUAUAUUAAUGUAUUAACCGGUAUUUCUGUCCGUGGGCUUUAG
This is a messenger RNA of Pyricularia pennisetigena, 372 nucleotides long. RefSeq lists its product as uncharacterized. The coding region runs from base 1 to 372 and encodes 123 amino acids. The transcript has a single exon. Lineage: Eukaryota; Fungi; Ascomycota; Sordariomycetes; Magnaporthales; Pyriculariaceae. The record is from RefSeq and is a predicted model, not a curated record.